This is a messenger RNA of Fusarium tjaetaba, 771 nucleotides long. Its product is annotated as acetylxylan esterase. The transcript has a single exon. Gene Ontology annotation, molecular function: phosphatidylcholine lysophospholipase A1 activity. The coding region runs from base 1 to 771 and encodes 256 amino acids. Lineage: Eukaryota; Fungi; Ascomycota; Sordariomycetes; Hypocreales; Nectriaceae. The record is from RefSeq and is a predicted model, not a curated record.
AUGCUUUUUCGGCCAUUGAUAUCUCGGUCAUGCCGGUUGCUUAUCACAGGGCAAUGCGCUUCUCGAAUUCACGUCACCUCCACAACUAGCAACAAGGUAAACCAGGCAUCGGGCCCCCUUUACAGCACACAAACAACGCCGCCGAAUGUUGCGCUACGCCUGAUGCCGCUGGGAGGCUCAGUCACGUAUGGCGUUGGAUCCUCGGAUGGAAACGGAUACAGGAAGCUCCUGCGAGAUCUUCUUCUUGCCGACGGCUAUGAAGUGUGUAUGGUUGGUUCACGCAAGGCUGGAUCGAUGCAUAACAACGAAAACGAAGGAUGGCGUGGCUAUCGGCUUGACCAGAUCGAAAGUAAAGCAAGACGAUCGGUCGCGACUGUCAAGCCGAACCUCUUCACAAUCAACGCUGGAUCCAAUGACUGUAUCCAGAGCCAUAAGCUUGAUGCGUUUGAGCACCGAAUGGAUGAUCUGCUCGAAUAUUUAUGGGAGACCUCCCCCCUAUCAACAGUUAUUUUAUCAACGUUGCUAUUGAAUGAAGACGAGCAAGUCAACUCUCGAGUUCAAGACAUCAACCGUCGUCUCCGGAACCUCGUUGUGUUGAAGCAAGCAGAGCAAAAAAAGAUAAUUCUUGCAGAUAUGUAUAGUACCAAGGGCCCUGAGCUUGAUGAUCUAGUGGAUGGCACACAUCCCAAUGAUAACGGGUACAGCAAGAUGGCGCAUGUUUGGUUCAAUAGCGUCGCAAAAGCCAGGGCAAACGGUUUCCUUUGUAAAUAA